AUGUUGACCGAAGAGCAAAUUCAACGUUACAAUCGAGAUGGAUAUCUUGUUGUGAAAAACUUCAUAACGCUUGAUGAUUGUCAAAAGUUGAAAGGGGCUGGCGAUCGAAUAAUAGAUGCUUGGGAGCCGGAACGUGACAAUCCGUGGCUAUUUUCAAAUGUUGAAAAUAAAAUACACAGCAGCCAUCAGUAUCUGAUCGAUAGUAGUGAUAAAGCAUCUUGCUUUCCGGAAGAUGAUGCUGUUAAUCCUGAAACAGGCAAACUCAAUCAAGACAAACGUGCCAGUGUGAGACGGAUCGGUCAUAAUCUUCAUAUGCUCGUACCUGAGUUCAAACGUGUGACAUUUUCGGAUAAUGUCAAAGCCGUUCUACAUGAUCUCGACUUUAUCCAACCUGCGAUACGACAAUCGUUGCUUACUUUUAAGCAACCAUUCAUAGGAACGAAAGUGUCACCUCAUCAAGAUGGAACAUUCGUGUAUAAUGACCCGCUAAAGGUAGUAAACAUCUUGAUUGGUCUGGAAGAUGCUACUCUCGGAAAUAGCUGUGUCUUUUUUAUACCCGGCUCACAUUCUGAACCGAUCCGAAGUCGUUUCAUUCGGAAUCCCGAUGAAAAAGAAUUUAAAGAAGGUAAAAUGUUUGUUACCGUAGGAGAAGACAAAAAAUAUGAUGAUGCAGAGUUUGUUCCGGCAGAAAUGAAAGCUGGCGAUUGCGUGCUUAUUCACGGUCAAGUCGUGCACAAAAGUGAUAAAAAUACGUCACCGAUUUCAAGGCAAAUAUAUGCAAUUACUGCUAUCGAAACGCACAACUCAACUUACUCUAAAGAGAAUUGGCUUCAACCAGUAACGCCGUUUCCAUUGGUGUACGACAAUUGA
Messenger RNA from Rotaria sordida, 870 nucleotides. NCBI's taxonomy places the organism in Eukaryota, Metazoa, Rotifera, Eurotatoria, Philodinida, Philodinidae. The record is from the annotation of a GenBank genome assembly.